This is a messenger RNA of Diaporthe citri, 1383 nucleotides long. RefSeq lists its product as uncharacterized. The record is from RefSeq and is a predicted model, not a curated record. The coding region runs from base 1 to 1383 and encodes 460 amino acids. The transcript has a single exon. NCBI's taxonomy places the organism in Eukaryota, Fungi, Ascomycota, Sordariomycetes, Diaporthales, Diaporthaceae.
AUGCUCUGCCAAGAUCGCCCGUGGGUGGCGGCGUUGUUUAUGGGGGCCCUGCUCAUCGUCGUAUGGAGCACGCGGUUAAUGAGUGGCUUCGACGGGGUGGCGGUACUGCUGUUCGCGCAGCAGGACGGGGUGGGCGACAAACACGAACUCGAGGCAGAGAGGGCGUUCGUCCGAAAGGCAAUCGACACCGAGUUCCCUACGCCAAUCGAUUACAGCCCUAUAAAGGAGAUAUGCACACGAAAACCGGACAACUUCAGGCCGGGCCUGCUCUUCACCUGCGAGGGCCAGCACGGCGGCAUCGGAAUGCUGCGCAACCAGAUCCUGAAAUGCGUGCGGUAUGCGAUCAACGGCGGCGGCGCGCUUGUGGUUCCCUCGAUAGCCCUGCGCAACCCGAGCGACCUGACGGACAUCGAGACGACCAACGAGGUGCCGCUGGACUACCUCCUGGAGCGCAAGACUUUCAUCAAGCACCUAUCAGCCGGCUGCCCUGGGAUGCACAUCUAUGAGCGCGCGGAGGACUUCCCAGCCUACGAGCGGCGGGUAGACGUGGAUUUAAUAGGCGACCAGUUCGAGCCGAACCACCCGCGCGAAGGGCUUGAGUUCCCGCGCGAGUGGCGGCGCUUCUUCGAUGAGUGGCUUGAAGGUGACCAGAAGGUCAAACCCCAUCCCGCAGCACCCGUGCACGUCCGGAUGGGCCAGUCCUUCCUCGAAUACCCCGUGCACGACGACGGCGACGCGUUCGCGGCCGAGUUCGGCAAGAUCCUGUCGUUCCGCAACGACACGCGCGCGCUGGCGGCCAAGGUCCUCUGGGAAUUAAAGGAGAGGUUCUCGCUGCCUAUCGACCCGGCGGUGGCCAUCAACCAGGGGGCCUUCUACGGCGCGCACCUCCGGCUCGAGGAGGACGCCAUCUGGGCGUGGCCGCCCGAGGAGUGGCGGUACUCGCGGAUGGAGGAGCAGUUUAGGGAGCAGUUCGAGAACCUGGCGCGCACGGGGCUGCGCGUCGUCUACGUGGCCUCCGGUGACCAGUCGGUGGUAGACCUGUUCCGCGAGCGGCUGAAGGCGUCGGAUCUGGUCCAGGGGGAUGUGGAUGUGGUUACGAAAUUCGACUUGCUCCGGGGGCCUGACCGCGAGCGGCUCGACAGCCUCACGUUCGACCAGCAGGCCCUGGUGGACUUCAUGAUCAUGUUCAAGGCGAGCGCGUUCAUGGGCGUCGCGCACUCCAGCUUCCCGUGGAACGUGGCGCUGCGGAGGCACGAGAUCAGCAAGUACGCUGCUUACGGCAACGAGGGCUCGGAUCUGCUAAGGGACGAGUACAGCAUCAUCAUGGGGAUGCGCGCCGAUUACCCGCACGUCGACCCGUUCGAGUACGGGAUAUGGCCAUGA